Messenger RNA from Opisthorchis viverrini, 252 nucleotides. RefSeq lists its product as hypothetical. The transcript has a single exon. Bases 1 to 252 code for a protein of 83 amino acids. Lineage: Eukaryota; Metazoa; Platyhelminthes; Trematoda; Opisthorchiida; Opisthorchiidae. The record is from RefSeq and is a predicted model, not a curated record.
AUGUGCCUGGGCCAAAACUCUGGAAUUGCCCACAGUGAAUUGAACGAGCAAAAGACAGAAGGAACCCGAUGUGCCGAGCCAAAUGGUGGCUCCACGGAGGGUGUAUCGGUCGGGUUUGUGAUGAAGAUGACGCAAGCAAAGCGCCAAAAGCUGCUGACGAAGAGUAAGGACAAAAGGGUCCAGGAGAUCAGCGAACAGAUACUGCGUACUCUCAUACGCCUGCAUAAGCCGCUAAGAAUAAAUGAGACGUAG